AUGGUUCCCCUUUCCAUGUUCAAAUCAGUUAUUAUCUUCGCCAGUAUUCUGCUUCUCGCCUCAGCUGAGGAUGGAAAGUGCCCCCCAUCUUUCGACUGUGGUUUUCUUGGACUCAUCAAAUUCCCUUUCACAAGCACACUGCGACCACACUGCGGCGUAUUGCCUAUACGUGGCUGUGAAGAUUAUAAUGCUUACGCUCCCAAAACCAUCCAACUCAUUAAAAGCUCAACAUCAACAUCCUACCCUGUUCUACAGGUUGAACCUCGUACCAUAGUGAUCAGAGAUGAUUAUCAAUAUAAAAAUAUCCGAAACAGAAGUUGCAAAGCCUUCAGCAACAACAUUACUCUUCCACACACCUCUCCUUUGGCUUCUUUCUACAUCAAAUAUAAUAUCACUAUCUUCAGAUGCAAUCACUCCCUCAAUAUCCCCGUUCCCAAAAUUUUUAAUAAAUAUUCGACCUGUUCUGAAUACAAUAUCUACUAUGGCCCUGCCAAUACUGAAAUGCCUCGGGGCUACCAGCGGCCCAGCUCUCUAGCACCAUGUUCCACAAUUCAGCAUGCCGUAGUAGAUAAGUGUAGUGACGACCCCUUUCAAUGUCUGUCGGGUGAUACAGCUAUCGAAGUACAAUUAUCUGAAGAUUGUGAAGAGUGUCUUGCUCACAGAAGAGGCCAAUGUCAACUUGACAGUGAAGGAAAAUUCUACUGCGCCAAAGAGGAUAGAAAUUUGGCGUGGAAAUUAGGAUUAGGUAUUGGACUUCCUGGAAUUAUUAUAAUUGGACUACUGAUUAUAUGUUACUACAAACUAAGAUGUGCGUCUGAUGUCUACUCAAAUCCACACCUAGAGAGUGCCAGUAUCUACUUCGGAGUUCCUGUAUUCACCUAUAAGGAUCUUAAAAUAGCAACAAAAAGUUUUGAUCGUUCUCGAGAACUAGGAGAAGGAGGAUUUGGGAUUGUUUACUACGGAAAACUCCACGAUGGACGUGAAGUUGCUGUGAAGCGCUUAUAUGAACACAACUAUAGGCGAGUAGAACAAUUCAUGAAUGAAAUCAAGAUCCUCACUCGCUUGCGCCACAAAAAUCUAGUGUCUUUAUAUGGCUGCACAUCACGUCACAGCCAUGAACUAUUGCUUGUCUAUGAAUACAUUUCAAAUGGGACUGUUGCUAGCCACCUCCGUCACGAAUCAACAAAUCCUGGGUUUUUGGGAUGGCCCAUCCGACUGAAAGUGGCCAUAGAGACUGCCACUGCAUUGGCUUAUCUCCAUGCCUCUGACAUUAUUCAUCGUGAUGUGAAAACAAACAACAUUCUCCUUGACAACACUUUUUGUGUUAAAGUUGCUGAUUUUGGAUUGUCAAGAUUGUUCCCUAAUGAUGUCACCCACGUUUCCACAGCUCCACAGGGAACUCCUGGUUAUGUGGAUCCUGAAUAUCACCGAUGCUAUCAGCUCACAAGCAAGAGUGAUGUUUAUAGCUUUGGGGUUGUCCUUAUUGAGCUUAUAUCAUCUAUGCCUGCUGUUGAUAUGACUCGACAUAAGGAUGAGAUUAACUUGGCAGAUUUAGCUGUUAGGAAGAUUCAAAAAAGUGCAAUUCAUGAGUUGGUGAAUCCUUCCCUCGGUUUUGAGUCAAAUAGUGAUGUUAAAAGGAAAAUAACUUCAGUAGCAGAAUUGGCAUUUCAGUGCUUGCAACGAGACAAAGAGUUGAGACCCUCUAUGGAUGAGGUUUUGGAGGUGCUAAAGAGAAUUGAAAGUGAGAAGGAUGAGUCUGGUCAUCUAGAGAAAAUAAUAGUUCGUGGUGAAGGGAUUUCACACAGUGAUGUACUUCCAUUACCACCACCUUCACCGGAUCAUGAUGAGGUGAAACUCUUGAGGAAUAUGAAGUUGGCACCUUCGCCAAAGGCUGUGACAGAGAAAUGGGACAGUCAAUCCACUAGUCCUAAUGUCAGCGCUGAAUCGUCAAGCCAAAUCUAAUAUGUCACUUAUGAUUUAAAGAUAGAUUUUUUACUUUAUGAGAGUUUUUUUGGUAAUAAAUGUAAUUCAUAAUAAUUUGUUAGUACCUGAUCUUGAUCUUGGAGGAGGAUCUUAAACAUUUGUUUGUACGUCUAAUCUUGAUUGUACAUAAGGGGUGCUUUAAGAAUAAUAUUUAGAAAUAUCC
Molecule: messenger RNA, 2146 nt
Organism: Abrus precatorius (Indian licorice)
Lineage: Eukaryota; Viridiplantae; Streptophyta; Magnoliopsida; Fabales; Fabaceae
Product: LEAF RUST 10 DISEASE-RESISTANCE LOCUS RECEPTOR-LIKE PROTEIN KINASE-like 1.1
Exons: 4
Coding region: 1-1962 (653 amino acids)
Biological process (GO): protein phosphorylation
Molecular function (GO): protein kinase activity; ATP binding
Source: RefSeq, a predicted model, not a curated record